CUUUUUCUUGAUCUUGGAAUCUGAUAUACAUUAGAAUUUUGAGCUUGCAGAUCACUCCUGUAUGAAGGACAGAUUUCUAUCUGCUCCAAGAACAGCCACUUCGUUUUUGUGAUGUAGUUCUUCGGGCACAUUCACUUCCACUUUUUCUGUCCGGUCUCAGUGGUGUCUCCGGUUCCUGAGAGGUGACUCAUGAUGACCUUGGGAGCUCCCCCCUGAGAAAGCCAGGCCCCCUGUGUUCUGAGGCAGGUGGAGAGGAUCCGGCGCUUUCUGGCCAUAUUGUUUACUCGCUGUUUCCCUUUUUAGGAGGAUGAGACGAAGCCGGAAGACUGUAUACCAGAUGUGCCAGGCAAUGAGCAUGCCAGGGAAUUCCUGGCUCACGCGCCAACCAAAGGGCUUUGGAUGCCGCUGGGGAAGGAGGUCAAAGUUAUGCAGUGUUGGCGCUGUAAACGGUAUGGUCACCGAACGGGCGACAAAGAAUGCCCUUUCUUUAUCAAAGGCAACCAAAAGUUAGAACAGUUCAGAGUAGCACAUGAAGAUCCCAUGUAUGACAUCAUCCGAGAGAAUAAGAGACAUGAAAAGGAUAUAAGGAUACAGCAGUUAAAGCAAUUGCUGGAGGACUCCACCUCAGAUGAUGAUAGCAGCAGCUCCAGCUCCUCGGAAUGUAAGGAGAGACACAAGAAAAGGAAGAAGAAAGAGAAGCAUAAGAAAAAGAAGAAAGAAAAGAAAAGGAAGAAGAAGCGAAAGCAUAAGUCUUCCAAGUCAAGUGAGAGCUCGGACUCGGACUGACAGCCGCUCGGCUUGUCCGCGUUCUCGUCUCAGAAUCACACACUGUGGCCGAGAACAGGGGGCCUGGAGUCGGAGAGGGGACACCAAGGAGCACAUCUGGUGUCACACACACGAGUGACUUCUCACCUACCUUCCAGGGAAGCUGUGACCCCCGAGAGGGACUGUGUCUCCCCAGGUGCCAGCUCUGGACGGCGCUGACGUCGGCAGGACGGGCCCUCCCGGUCCUCCUCCUGCUGGUCACUGUGGCCUGCGAUUCCUAGGAAGUCGGGGUGGCCGGACUAGAGCCUCUGAGGACACUCCUCCAGGGCUGCCACCUCCACAGCGAGGCUGCUGAAUUCCCAGGCUUCAGGCUCCACUCUUGUCUGUUGUUGAAGAUAAAU
Molecule: messenger RNA, 1166 nt
Organism: Myotis brandtii (Brandt's bat)
Lineage: Eukaryota; Metazoa; Chordata; Mammalia; Chiroptera; Vespertilionidae
Product: retinitis pigmentosa 9 protein
Exons: 4
Coding region: 400-786 (128 amino acids)
Biological process (GO): RNA splicing
Source: RefSeq, a predicted model, not a curated record